This is a messenger RNA of Fimicolochytrium jonesii, 1656 nucleotides long. RefSeq lists its product as uncharacterized. Lineage: Eukaryota; Fungi; Chytridiomycota; Chytridiomycetes; Spizellomycetales; Powellomycetaceae. Bases 166 to 1506 code for a protein of 446 amino acids. The record is from RefSeq and is a predicted model, not a curated record. Gene Ontology annotation, biological process: adenylate cyclase-activating G protein-coupled receptor signaling pathway. The transcript has 4 exons. Gene Ontology annotation, cellular component: plasma membrane. Gene Ontology annotation, molecular function: G protein-coupled receptor activity.
UGAUGACACCACCAGUGCCGACGAUGCGAGACUUGUUAUGUUAGCCGAAGCUGGCGUAAGUGAUUUUUGUCUCCUGCUGGAUAUCUUACGAAGGCUCGUGAAAAGCUCAUACCGUCAUCUUCGGUUUGCCUCUAACUACGUCCACUUCUGACGUCGCUCGAUUUGAUGAAAACGCAGGCUGGAUUGUCCAUCAUUUUGGGUUCAGCGGUGGUUGUGACCUUCUUACUGAUCAGGAAAUAUCAGCCCGCUUUGGCUUCCCGAGUGUCGCUGCGUUUGGCAGUCGUCGGCGUCUCAUGCGACAUCUGCUACGGGAUCGCGUAUCUCAUCUCCUGCCUGCCGACAGGCCCAUCAAAGCUCUGUGAUUGGUCCAUGUUUUUCACCGUUCUUUUCCUCCUCUGCUCGCUUUUCCUCACCGCCUCGAUCGGCUUGAAUCUCCUCCUCGUCUUCGUACUCAAAGUGCAAAAGGACCGUCACAUCGAACGAACUUGCUACUUUGCAUGCGGCGUUAUGGCUGUCCUUGUGCCAUCCAUCGGACAGGGAAUGGGUGUCUUUGGAUGGGACGGGUCGGAAUGCUGGUACGCGUACGAUAAGGAAGUCGACCCAAGUUACGACAAGGUGUUUGCCUGGCAAUGGGGAACGUACUACUUUUGGAUUCUCUCCGUGUCGAUCUUUUGCACGACCUGCCUAAUCCUAUUUGCUCUGGCCGCGCGGAAUCCCCACAAGGCUCAAAAAAGCGAUGCCGCCAUUUUGUCAUCGAAGGACGCUUCGGUGCAAAAGCAAUUCGCUAAAACGGAUAAAUUGGUGCGUAAAGCGGUUGGCAGGAUCAAGUGGUACUGCGUGGUGCCGCUGGUGGCCCAUUUCUUCUCUUUCUUUUCGGACAUGUAUUAUCGUGCGUACGGAAUCAACGUCAUGUGGGCCAUGGAUGUCGCCAAUUUCAUGAGUGCGGCUAUGGGAGCACUCAGUGCCACCAUCUUCUUCACGCUUGAUCCCUCCGUCGCACACGCGUUCAAGAAGCUUCGCACGUCCUUCUUCCAAGCCUAUUACUUCCGAUUUCACGUCCUCAGCGAUGCCCCCGGCGGCCUGUCACGUUCAAAUACCGCCCCUCGCACGCUUAUCUCUACCGAUCACAGCGUCACCCGAUUACAAUCAGUUUCAGGAGCACGGUUACACUUCGGCGGCUCGAAGAAAGGCUCCGACGAGGAAAACAACCCGGGCCCUUCCCCGGCGCCGCAUGCCUUGACCACAACACCGACGCUCAUCCUCCGCCACCCACUUCCCCACACCCUCCCCUGCUACCUCGCUCGUAUCCUUGUCAGAGACACCGACCGCGCGAAGUACAUCAAAAUGCAGUUGGACGCGCGGAAACGUGCGUCGGCGAAUAUGCUUGGGCGGACUUCGGCUAUGCCAACCUCGAGGCCGAGGGUGGGCCCGCCUGUGGAAGACAAGCACGCCGAAUCGUCCACAGGCCUUACGUCGAGUUUCGCAGAGGGAACUCUCAGGUGGUGAAAUGCGCUGCGCCGCUCGAGCUAGGACAUAGAGAGAAUUGAUGCUGCGACCGGCUCUCCGAAGCGCAACAAUAUGAAUUGAAUUUAGACUUCUGCAAGGUCCUCGUUGCUGUGGGGUACUGGAGGAUUCCCGUUUGCGACCUCUUCCGAG